Messenger RNA from Xiphophorus maculatus (southern platyfish), 1674 nucleotides. RefSeq names its product tripartite motif-containing protein 55-like (gene trim55b). The coding region runs from base 1 to 1110 and encodes 369 amino acids. The transcript has 8 exons. The record is from RefSeq and is a predicted model, not a curated record. Gene Ontology annotation, molecular function: zinc ion binding. NCBI's taxonomy places the organism in Eukaryota, Metazoa, Chordata, Actinopteri, Cyprinodontiformes, Poeciliidae.
AUGGACAACUUGGAGAAGCAGCUGAUAUGUCCCAUAUGCUUGGAAAUGUUUACAAAGCCUGUGGUCAUCCUACCCUGCCAGCACAACCUGUGCAGAAAAUGUGCCAAUGAUGUUUUUCAGGCUGCAAACCCAUAUCUCCCAACCAGAAGUGGUUCGCUGACGUCUGGAGGCCGUUUCCGAUGCCCGUCCUGCAGGCACGAGGUGGUUCUGGACAGGCAUGGUGUCUACGGCCUGCAGAGAAACCUGCUGGUUGAGAAUAUUAUUGAUAUGUUCAAGCAGGAGUCAAGCAGCAGCAGCGGCCCAACACAGGAGAGGAAGGAAGAAACGCCCAUGUGCGACGUUCACGAGGACGAAAAGAUCAACAUUUACUGUGUAACCCACGCCGUGCCCACAUGUUCGAUGUGUAAGGUGUUCGGAGCCCACAAAGACUGCGAGGUGGCGCCCCUUGGCACUGUCUAUGAGACGAAAAGGUCUGAGCUGAGUGACGGGAUAGCCAUGAUGGUUGGGAACAACGACAGGAUCCAAGGCAUCAUUAGCCAGCUCGAUGAAGCCUGUCGUGUCAUAGAGGAGAACGCCCGGAGGCAGAAGACGAAGGUGUGCGAGAAGUUUGACCAUCUCUACUCCGUGCUGGAGGAGAAGAAGAGGCAGAUGAGUCAGAAAGUGACGGCCGAGCAGGAAGAGAAGGUGAAUUACAUCCAGGGCCUCACAAAGAACUACGGAGACCAUCUUGAGGAGAGCUGCAAGAUCGUGGAGAGGGGGAUUCAGACUAUGGAGGAGACAGAAAUGGCUCUUUUCCUUCAGAAUGUAAGGGAUCUCCUUAAAAAAAUCGAAGACGCAUCCAGCACGGCACACUUGGACAAAGUUGAGCGCGGCUAUGAGAAAAUGGAUCACUACAAAGUCGACUUCAGAAGAGAACGCAAGGCUCUCAGCAACCUCAACUUCAUCCCAGACGAUGACGACGAGAAUGAAGAAGGAGGAGACGGAGAGGCGGGAGAAGGUGCACGGACUGUUUCUGGAGGGGCUGCGGUUUCAGCCCCCCCUGCACAGCCCAAUGCCCCCCAGCAAAUAAACCCCUCCCUGAGCCCAACCAGGAGCACUCCUUCCACCUAACUGGUAGAAAACAUCCAUCUUAACGAGCAACUGGAGAGCUGCUGCUGCUGCUGCUGCUUCAUGUUGACUUCUGAUCAGUUGUGAUCGGCCGAAUGAAUGCAAGAGUCAUUUUAGAUCCGUAAGAAAGGAAACGUCUGAUUUGAAGCUAAAGGAGUAAGAUAAUCAGAAAAAUCAGUCUUAUUUCUUUGCAUCAUAUUUAUAUGUUUUAAUUCCCCUGUUCAGCUCAUUUUUGAUAGGUGUUGCGUUGCUGCUGGCUAUAUUUAGAAAUGAAAUAAAUUUUUAAAGCCGCUGACCUUUAACAACUCACUGUUAAAGUACGUAAUUAGACGCAAGAAGAAAAUUGGUUCUCUCUUUUGCUUCUUCCUUGUUGUUUUUAUGGCAGAUAUAACUUUAUGUGGGCAGCAGAAAAGUGAGGAAAAAUAUCACUGUGACAUUUCAGUGUUUUACUGCCCAUUUAUUCACUUUUUGUCACAUAGCACAAGGAUGUUUUUCAGUAUUUAAUGUCGUUUUGCCAUUUUGUUAUACGUACAUAUAUUGUGAAAUUAAAAUGUAUUCAACACUUUA